GGCCAAUGGGCGCGCGGGGGCUGCUGGGAGGCGCGCGCGGCGGGCUGUGACGCAGCUUCCUCCUCCCUGCGGCGGCGGUGGCGGCUCCGGCCCGGCCGCCUCCACCCUCCGUCCCUACCCUCGCCGAGCGAUUUAGCAGGGAAACCUGAUCUAUCCUGAAAAUGUUUAACAAAUCUUUUGGAACUCCAUUUGGAGGCAGUACUGGCUUUGGGACAACCUCAACAUUUGGACAAAAUGCCGGCUUUGGUACUACGAGCGGAGGAGCGUUUGGAACGUCAGCCUUUGGGUCAAACAAUAAUACUGGAGGCCUCUUUGGGAGCACACAGACCAAACCAGGAGGAUUAUUUGGUUCGACUACAUUCAAUCAGCCAGCCACCUCCUCCACAAGCACUGGCUUCGGGUUUGGAACAUCAACUGGGACAUCCAAUAGCCUGUUCGGGACUACCAGCACCGGGGGAGGCCUCUUCUCAUCCCAGAGUAAUGCCUUUGCACAGAAUAAGCCAGCUGGGUUUGGAAACUUUGGAACAAGUACCAGCAGUGGAGGCCUCUUUGGAACCACUAACACUACUUCCAAUCCUUUCGGAAGUACAUCCGGAUCUCUUUUUGGCCCAACUAGUUUUACCGCUGCCCUAACUGGCACGACCAUUAAGUUCAAUCCACCAACUGGUACGGAUACAAUGGUGAAAUCUGGUGUUAGCACUAACAUCAACACCAAGCACCAGUGCAUCACUGCUAUGAAAGAGUACGAAAGCAAAUCUCUCGAGGAACUCCGUUUAGAAGACUACCAAGCCAAUAGGAAAGGCCCCUCCAAUCCUGUAGGAGCGGGAGCAGCUGCAGGCUUGUUUGGCUCUUCUACUGCUACAUCAAGUACAGCUACAGGACUCUUUGGCUCUUCUACCACUAAUACAGGUUUUUCAUAUGGGCAGAACAAAACUGCUUUUGGAACCAGUACAACUGGCUUUGGAACAGGAACAACAGGGGGUCUUUUUGGUCAGCAGUCGCAAACUACGAGUCUGUUUAACAAACCAUUUGGUCAGGCCACAACAACGCAGAACACUGGCUUUUCAUUUGGCAAUACCAGCACUCUGGGGCAGCCAAACACCAACACAAUGGGUCUCUUUGGGGUGACCCAGCCCUCGCAGCCUGGAGGCCUUUUUGGAACAGCGACCAAUACAAAUGCUGGUACAGGGUUUGGAACUGGAACUGGGCUCUUUGGACAAGCGAACACGGGAUUUGGUGUUGGUGGCUCGACCCUGUUUGGUAACAAACCUGCUGGAUUUGGAACCACCACGACCAGUGCUCCCUCAUUUGGCACAACCACCGGUGGCGGGCUCUUUGGUUUUGGUGCCAACACUGCUGGAAAUAGUUUGUUUGGAAAUAAGCCUGCGACUGGGACUCUGGGAACUGGACUGGGAACAGGUUUUGGAACAGCUCUUGGAGCAGGACAGACAUCUUUAUUUGGAAACACCCAACCUAAACUUGGUGGGACACUAGGAACAGGCACGUUUGGAGCACCAGGAUUCAACACAUCAACAGCCACUCUGGGCUUCGGAGCCCCUCAGCCUGCUGUAGCACUGACAGACCCGAAUGCAUCAGCUGCCCAGCAGGCGGUCCUUCAGCAACAUCUGAAUAGCUUGACUUACUCACCCUUUGGAGAUUCCCCGCUCUUUAGAAACCCAAUGUCAGACCCAAAGAAAAAAGAGGAGAGGCUGAAACCAACUAACCCAGCAGCUCAGAAGGCCUUAACGACACCUACCCACUACAAACUGACUCCCCGUCCAGCGACCAGAGUGCGACCAAAAGCCCUGCAAUCAGCUGGCUCGGCUAAAUCUCACCUGUUUGAUGGUCUGGAUGAUGAUGAACCGUCCCUGUCCAAUGGUGCAUUCAUGCCAAAGAAAAGCAUCAAAAAGUUGGUUUUGAAGAACCUCAACAGCAGUAAUCUGUUCUCACCUGUCAAUCGAGAAAAUGAUGACCUGGCUUCUCCUUCGGAGUACCCAGAGAAUGGAGAUCGGUUCUUUGUGUCGGUGCCUCCUGAUGAAAACCACAGGCAAGAUGGCGAGCGAGAGGAGGAGGAGGAGGAUCAUCACGAAGUGACCAGGUUCUACACUAACCCCAUCGCCAAGCCCAUCCCCCAGACCCCAGAGAACUCUGUGCACAAACAGCAGAACAGCCUGGAUGACACAGUCGUGGCUCUGAACAUGCGGGCGGCUUUGCGGAAUGGUCUGGAAGGCAGCAGUGAAGACGCCUCAUUCCAUGAUGAUUCCCUUCAGGACGAGCGUGAAGAGGAGCCUGAAACAGUGUAUCAUCAGCAUCCUGCAGGAAUUGUUCUAACGAGAGCAGGCUAUUAUACCAUCCCAUCCAUGGAGGAGCUGGCGAGGUUGACCAAUGACCGAAAUGAAUGUAUCGUGACAGACUUCACCAUUGGCCGGAAAGGUUAUGGAUCAAUUUACUUCGAAGGAGAAGUAAAUCUAACAAACUUAAAUCUGGAUGAAAUUGUACAUAUCCGAAGAAAAGAGGUUAUUGUUUACCCUGACGAUGAAAGAAAACCACCUAUUGGUGAAGGCUUAAAUAGACGAGCUGAAGUUACCUUAGAUGGAGUCUGGCCUACAGAUAAAACAUCCCGUUGCCUGAUAAAAAGCCCUGAACGACUGGCAGAAAUGAAUUAUGAAGGUAGACUGGAAUCUGUAUCUCGGAAGCAGGGUGCUCGAUUCAAGGAAUACCGCCCGGAGACUGGAUCUUGGGUGUUUAAGGUGGCACACUUUUCCAAGUAUGGAUUACAAGAUUCAGAUGAGGAAGAGGAGGAGCAUCCUUCAAAAGUGGACACCAAGAAGCUAAAAACUACACCUGUGCUGCCCCCAGGACAUCUGCCACCCCAGCAAAUGGCUCUGAAUGGCAAGCCAGCACCUCCAUCUCAGCCCCCAGAGAUGGAGCAGCUGGGCAGGGUGGUGGAGCUGGACAGCGAUAUGGCAGACAUCACCCAAGAACCUCCCCAGGAGUCUGUGGUGGAAGAUGACAGGACAGAGGAGCCAGAGGCAGUGCCCGCUUCAACUCACAUCGCGUCGACCCUAGGUAUUAACCCCCACGUCCUACAGAUUAUGAAAGCUUCGUUGCUUGCUGAUGAAGAUGACCUGGAUCUGAUCCUGGACUGUUACCCUGGGAAGCAAGCUCUAAAAAUGAAUACUUACCAAGAGAUCUGUUCUCCGAGGCUCCCCAUUUCAAAAUCACAAGGGCAGAAAAGAUAUUCAGUUGGUGGCCUGCUGCAAUCUAAAUUUGCCAACGUCAUCUUCCAACCACCGAGUGCUGCUCCACAGGAUCUCAGUGGACCAAGGACAUUGAGCAGUCCCCUUCCCACUGCGCCUUGGUCAGUGGCUUCUCCGCUAGCAUCUGCAUUCUCAGUGCCGCCAUCAGUCCCUGAGGUACAGAUGAAAACAGUUGGUGUCCGCGGGCAGCAGGAGCUUGUACCUCUGGAAAAGUCCAUCACCUAUGGAAAAGGGAAGCUACUGAUGGAUAUGGCGCUCUUCAUGGGGCGCUCCUUCCGUGUUGGCUGGGGACCCAACUGGACCCUUGUCAAUUGUGGAGAUCAGUUGAGUGAAUCAAGUGAAAUGGAAGAUGUUCAGUGUGAGUCCGUGCAGUAUGGAUUCCUGCCAGCUCCUGUCGCUCCAAAAUCAUUGUCAGAAUCCUCUUUCAAAGUUCACGUGGAGAAGCUGAGCUUAGAGCAACGGAAGGUGGACAAACAGCUGUACCUCAUCCCUCUGGAGAUAAAGCUGAAACACAGCACUGUCCAUAUGGAUGAACACUGUCCUCUUCUAGCACCCAACCCGGGAGUGUCUGCUAUUCACGACUACGCUGAUUGGAUUAGGAAGGCAUCUGAGGACCCUGGUGUGGCAGAAACUGUUGUGAAGCACUGGUGCUUGACGUGGACUCUGUGUGAAGCGAUCUGGGGGAACCUGAAAGAGUUGGAGGCCAGCUUGGAGGAGCCCAGCGAAUACAUCCUCACCCUGGAGCGCAGGAAAGCCUUCUCUCGCUGGCUGUCAGAGACCGCUGCCAGGCGAAUUGAGGAGGAAGUCUCUCUGUCCCGACAUGGUAAUCAUGUAGAAGCUGUGUUCAGCUGCCUCACAGGGAAGAGAAUUGGUGAAGCUUGUAGGCUGGCCCAGCAGUCAGGUGACCACAGGCUCGCACUGCUCCUCUCCCAGCUGGCAGGCAGCCAGCCUGUGCGGGACCUCCUCACCAUGCAGCUGGUGGACUGGCACCGGCUGCAGGCAGACUGCUUCAUCCAGGAGGAGAGGCUGCGGAUCUUUGCCCUGCUUGCGGGAAAACCUGUGUGGCAGUUAUCGGAGAGAAUAAGCAUCAACGUGUGCUCACUGCUGGACUGGAAGCGUUGUGUUGCUGUCCACCUCUGGUACCUCCUUCCUCCAACGGCAUCGAUCUCCAAGGCACUCGCCAUGUAUGAGUCAGCAUUUCAGAACACAUCAGAGAGUGAAAAAUAUGCCUGCUGCCCCCUGCCUCCUUACCUGGAAGAUUCUGGUUUUGUAGUUGAAGACAACAACAACACAGGAAGACCUCUGAGAGAUGUCUGCUUCCAUUUGUUAAAGCUCUACAGUGACAGGCACUAUGAUCUCGACCAGCUCCUCGAUCCCAGGAGUGUGACAUCUGACCCUCUGGACUACCGUCUCAGCUGGCACCUGUGGGAAGUGCUCCGAGCCCUGAAUUACACCCAUCUCUUCAAGCAGAGCCAGGGGGUGCUGAAUGCCAGCUUUGCUGCCCAACUUGAAAGCGAAGGGCUUUGGGAAUGGGCCGUCUUUAUUCUGCUGCAUGAGCCUGAUACAUACAUACGAGAGAAAGCAGUGCGUGAACUCUUGAACCGGCAUUGUAUUCUCUCGGGGACACCAGAGUCUUGGGCCAAGGAGACUUUCCUAACCCAGCAUCUCUGCGUCCCACUGGAGUGGAUUCAUGAAGCAAAGGCAGUUCGAGCGAGGAUGGAGGGCGACAAGCAUAAAGAAGCCCUCUUCUUGUUCAAAGCUGGGCACUGGAACCAGUGUCACAAGCUGGUUGUCAGGCACUUGGCCUCAGACGCUAUUAUUAAUGAAAACUACAAGUACCUAAAAGGAUUCCUGGAAGAUCUUGCCCUUCCAGAGCGUAGUGCACUCAUCCAGGACUGGGAGACAGCAGGGCUGGUCUACCUGGAUUACAUCCGCGUUAUUGAGAUGCUUGACAGGAUUCAACAGCUGGAUUGUUCCACCUAUGAGCUGGAGCGGUUACACACCAAAGUGACAUCGUUGUGCAACAGGAUAGAGCAGAUCCAGUGCCACAGCGUAAAGGACCGUCUGGCUCAGUCAGAUAUGGCCAAGCGCAUUGCGAACCUGCUGCGAGUGGUCCUCAGCCUGCAGCAUGCCCCGGAACCUGUCUCCGACUCCAUGCCAGACCUACAGCGUGUUCCUCUCCGCCUCCUUGCUCCCCACAUCGGGCGGCUGCCAAUGCCGGAGGACUAUGCCUUGGAGGAGCUCCGCAGCCUCACCCAGUCCUACCUACAGGAGCUGACGGUGGUGACUCAUUGAGAAACAAUCCCUUCCAUGGAUGGACAGCUUUCACAGUUUGUAAACCCUUACCUUUGUUCUGAGGGUGAGCAACCUCUCCAGCCAUGCAGGUUUUUCCAUAGAGGUGUAAAGCAGCGAUAGUACCUGGGCCAACGCAGGAGCUCUUGUAACCUGGGGGAGCGUUGAGACUGAUUGGACCUUGCUGGCUGGCACCCUCAACAUCACAACGUUUUCCUAGCAUCAAUAAAGAGCCUCUUGCCAAACCUGUCUGCAGGUGAGGUUGUACAUGUGUAGGGGAGCACGGUGUGGGCUUCAUCUCCUGGCAAAUCCUUUCCACCCUUUUCUGUGCAACGCAGAGAAUGGUGAAGCAAUUUCUGGGACAGUUUUCCAUGAGCAGACUCCUGCUUUGGUGGGAACCGAGGAACCUUUGGCACCUGAACUGACUGUGGACACGCUUCAGCUGGGGCUUUAUGUGAAAAGCUUGCUCUGUGGAUGGAGUAGGGAGAAGAAACUUGAGGUUCAGAAGUGUCUUUUUCCUGUACUCUCUUGCUAAUUUGGAGACCUGUGAACGUGUUGUUUCAUUUCUCCACCCUCCAUCUCCACAGGCAAAGCAAGCUGCUUCCCUGGCUUAGGAGGUGAUGCUUCUGCGUGUGCCUUGUGGCAAGCUCUGCUGCGCAGGCCUCUGAGGGUGAACGCCUCCUAGGUCCCACACAGUAAAAUAUAGGCACUUGUCCUGGCAGUCGCUGUGCUCCAGGACUCCAGGCUUCUGAUAGGAGAUGGCAAAUUCUGCCCCAAAAUCCAGACUGCUAAGAGGUUGAGUGGAGCAGCCAGGCUGCCCAGGUGCUUGGUACUGCCUCUUUGCCACCAUGUGCCAGAUGAAUCCCUGCAGAGUCAGGUGAGCGCACAGUUGCGCAUGUAAGUGCCUGGCUGCCCAGGAACCCCUCAGCCAGCGCCUUGUGUUUGCUGUGUGGCUGGGCUGCGUUGACCAUCCAGGGUGCAAAUAUCCCACAUGCAAACAACUGACCGUAUCAACGUGCUCUGGUGUGUUCAGUCCUUGCUCUGUGUUCAGAAACCGGCUAUUUUUGGAAGAAGAAAAAAGCUGUCUAUUGGUCUGCUCUGACUUCAGGGCUGCUGCAGCAGCGGCUUCAGCGGCCACAGCUCCCAGCCUGCCUGGUGCCACUUUGCGUUGGCUCAUUGAAGGUCUUUAUGCAUGAGGAUUAUGUAAAGGUUUUUAUUAAAAAAGUUAUAAAUAAAUGAUCUAGAUUAUUUUCCUGUCUUUUUGAAAAUGAGAAAUAAAAUGUUUAUAGUA
Cuculus canorus (common cuckoo) is the source of this 6843-nucleotide messenger RNA. It is a transcript of the gene NUP98, whose product is annotated as nucleoporin 98 and 96 precursor. The record is from RefSeq and is a predicted model, not a curated record. Gene Ontology annotation, biological process: post-transcriptional tethering of RNA polymerase II gene DNA at nuclear periphery; RNA export from nucleus; protein import into nucleus. Gene Ontology annotation, cellular component: nuclear pore; nuclear pore cytoplasmic filaments. Bases 162 to 5555 code for a protein of 1797 amino acids. The transcript is spliced from 33 exons. Lineage: Eukaryota; Metazoa; Chordata; Aves; Cuculiformes; Cuculidae. Gene Ontology annotation, molecular function: structural constituent of nuclear pore.